This is a messenger RNA of Prorocentrum cordatum, 2271 nucleotides long. The record is from the annotation of a GenBank genome assembly. Lineage: Eukaryota; Dinophyceae; Prorocentrales; Prorocentraceae.
AUGGCGCAGACCCUCCCAGAAUAUUCGAAGCCAGCCUCCAGCCCUGGCUCCCAGAGCCUGCAGCAAACCCUGCAGCCGACCUCAGGGGCUUUCAAGACGCUCCAGACAGGGACGCACGAGCUGUUCAACUUCGACGAGCUAUUCACCCACGGUAGGACCGGCGGCGGACGCUGCUCGUUGGCCCUCGGCCACGCGUCCGACCACGUCGCGCUGGCCGCCGCGCUCCUCGGCUGGGCGGAGGCUUGCGGCCAGGGCGGCGAGGCGCGCGGGGCCGCCUUCGUCGCGAGGCACUCGCUGAACUCCGAGGUGCUCGACAUGGGCGUGAAGCUCCUGUACGGGCUGGUGGACUGGAUGGUCGAGCGCGGCGGCGAGGAGGCGUACGGCUUCGACGGGGUCGGCACGGGGCCCUGCGCUCUCGAUGAGCGGGGCCUCGCCUUGUUCAAGCUGGCGCUCUGCGCGAGCUUCUCCCCGCAGUGCGUUCGCGUUACUGACGGAGUUCAUACUGAUCGAGGCGAAGAAGCCGUAUUCCAUUCAUCGAGUGUGAACUUCGCUUUUGACUCUAUCGGCGACGAGGACGAUCCGAGUCAAGGCCAGUGGGCUAUUUUCAGCAACUCCAUGCGGCUUGCCAAGCUCAACCUCAUGGAGUCCACGAUUCUGGAUGACGCCUACGUGAUCCUCGGCGCACAGUGCGCCGUUUUUCAGCCUUCCGACGCGGGGCCCGCGGCUGGAGGCGAGGUGGACCUGUGGCUGGACGGCUGGACGGUUCGCGCGGACGCCGCGGUCGCCGCAGAAGCGGGGCGCCUUCGCUCAGAGCUGAGCACCGCCCUGAAUGACGCCCUAGAGGUUGACGAGAGGCAGGCGGCCGCCAUGAUCGACAGUGCGACGCUGGAGGCACUGGCAGGCUUCCUGACCCGCGGCUGCCGCCUCGCGAGGGCCCGGGCGUGGCGGCAGCCCCGCGCGCCGGAGAGGGACCGCUGCUCGGCCAUGGUUCGCGGCCUGCCGGAGAGCGUCUUCCCGUCCGACCUGGAGGGCCUGUUCGAGCCCUUCGGCCACGUGGUGGACGUGCACAUGCCGCAGCAAGACGACGAGGCGGAGGCCUCCGUCGCUCGCCUGGGUGCCGCCGAGAGCACCCUGCAUCCAGAGGCCAUCGGCCCAGCCCGGGACAAGGAUCUGCAGAACACCGGGCCGCAGGAUAGGCCGAACCUGCCGUUGGACGGGCUCUCUACCUUGGGGCGCUCCGAGGCUGACUCCGUGGACACGUCCUGCGAGUUGCAGCCAAGCCCGAGGGCGCUUCUCAGGUCUUCGGUCGCAUCCCCAGAGAAUGACCGGCAGCGCCACCAGCGCUUCAUCAGGAAGAGCGCCAUGCGCAUGGCGGUCAUGAGCGACGGGAAGAGCCACGAGGAACGGACGCGCAGCUUGCAGGACAAGCAGGAGUUGAUAGACAUCCUGGCAGAGAAGGGAGGUGGCAGCUUCCUGCGCGGCUGGCGGCAGCACCUCGACGCAGACGGCACCCUGGAGGUGCGCUUCGCGGCCUUCUGCCAGGCGGCCGCCCAGAUAGCCUGGAGCGGCGACGUGUACAUGCUGCUGGGGGGAGACCAGGACGUCAGCAGCCUCACCCUCGAUGAGCUCUGCCCCAGCAGCGGCGCCCUCGUUCGCCGGCUGAAGCGCUGGGUGAAGGACAAGUUCGGCUCCACGGCCGAGCUGCACAAGGCCUGCGAAAAGGCCUCCGACGCGCAGGGGGCCGGGCAGGUGACACGCGAGGGCUUCGUGACCACAGUCAUCACUUCCGGCUUCUCGGCGUCCGUAGCCGACAUGUCCGAGGUGUUCGACAUGUGCGACGUCGACAAUGCGGAGUCCAUCCAGGCGAGCAGCCUGAUAUUCUUGGAGGAGGACGACGAGGUCCGCGACGAGCUGCUGGCGAAGUCGCGCAUCACGUCGCUGCAAGAGUGGCGCUAUCGAAGACGUAGCACAGGAGUACGUCGAGCGCGACAGGCCCCAUGUGUCCCCCCACCAUCGGUUGGCUCCGAGGCCGUGGCAGGCGAGCACUUUCGAGAAGCUGCCCUUCGUGGCGUGCCGCAGGCGCUACGACAGGCGGCGGGAGGAGGUCAGGAAGCAGAAGUUUGCGAAGGAGGAGUUCUGGAAGUACGUCCACUCGACGUACGGCAACGAGAUCAGGUUCUUCCGCCGCCUUCUGGACGCGGGCCAGGCCAACCAGUAUACGCUCACCCAGGUGCAGCUGCGCUACCACAUGGGGCAAGCCAACGUGGGUAA